AUUAUAUUAUAUGGCUUCCCCCAGCCGUGUCGCUUCCAAACUUGAUAGAAGGUUGGUCGACUUCAAGUAGUUGUGCAUGGACAUAACGGUUUACAGGGAAACCAUCUACCAUCUUGCGAAUAGCUUUUCUUCAUCAAGUAGUUAUGCCUAUUCUCUUUUUAGUGUGUUAUGUAAUCCUAAAUCUAUUUAGCACAACUGCACAAUGAAGUUGGUUUUAUGGAACCACGAAAGUAAAGGAAUGGAAAGAGAAAGUUGCUCUCGCUUUGUGCAUUAUAUCUUUAAGAAUAUAUUUUAUUUGUGUAUAAUAAAAUAUUUUUGUAAAUGAUAGUGAUAGGUUUUUAAAUUUGGGCAUAUUUAAUUAAUGAAUAAUUUUGAUUAUAUGUCUCAAACCUAUAAUGUUAUUAAUGAAAAUUAAAAUUGUUUUAGAAAGGUAUGGGAAUUUUAGAUAAAUUUAAGUUUUUAUCAAAAAAAACAAAAAAAUGAUUCUAGUAGAAUAGUAUAGAUAUAAAGGAUAAAAAAAAUUAGAAAUAUAUGGGCAUUUUAGAUAAAAUUAAGUUUUUUCAUCAAACAACAAAAAAUUAAGAAUGAUUCCCUAGGUAAAUCAAUUUAUAAAAUUGUAAAAUGGGCCAUGGGCUCGAUGCCCAAUUCUAAUUUACUCAUCACCACGUAUAAAUUGAUCACACGAAUGACUACGGACAGGACCAGUGAGAUAGGGUUUUAGGGUAAGUCAUUUUGUUCUUGCCUCCUACCGAAGAUACCAUGGAGUUGGCGAUGACCGUGAUGUGUCGGUUAGUAGACGCCGAAGGAAUACCUUUAGGUGACCCUAUGUAUAUCCCUCAGCGAGCAGGGAAGUUGCAGCUUACCGAGCUAGCUAAUAAAUUUCUCAACAAUGAGGAGAAGUUGCCCUACGCUUUCUAUGUAUCAGGGGAGGAACUUCGUGUGCCCGUAGGAACUUACAUAGAGGAUAGAAGUGUGUCCAUGGAGGAGAUUUUGACGAUAGUGUAUCGACAAGAAGCUGUUUUCCGAACUCGCCCAGUUAGCCGUAUUUCUGCUAGCAUUCCUGGUCACAGGGACUCUGUCUUGUGUGUUUCUUUCAGUCCUGACGGUACACAGUUAGCAAGUGGCUCGGGUGAUACUACUGUCCGGCUGUGGGAUCUCUACACUCAAACUCCAAUGUUUACAUGCAUAGGGCACACGAACUGGGUUCUGUCAGUUGCAUGGUCUCCAGAUGGUAAGCACCUUGUUAGUGGUGAUCUAGCUGGUAAUAUCUGUUGCUGGAUACCAGAAACCGGAAAGCUAGAUGGCAGCCCCCUUAGAGGCCACAAGAAAUGGAUUACUAGCAUCUCGUGGGAGCCUGCCCACCUUACCUACCCGUGCCGUCGGUUUGUAACUUCCAGCAAAGAUGAGGACGCAAGGAUAUGGGACAUCACACUUAAAAAAUCUGUAACUUGCCUCAGUGGGCAUACACGUGGCGUGACCUGUGUCAAAUGGGGUGGAGAUGGUAUCAUAUAUACGGGUUCUCAAGACUGUACGAUAAAGAUGUGGCAAGUUUCUCCCGAGGGCCUUCCAUGUUUGAAAGCGCAAUUAAAGAAGCAUGGGCAUUGGGUGAACUCCCUUGCAUUGAGCACAGAUUAUGUUCUCCGGACAGGAGCCUUUGACCACACUGGAAAACAAUAUUCCUCCUCGCCUGAAGAAGUUAGAAAGGCUGCCCUCAAAAGAUACGACCAAGCAAAGGGAGAGUAUGGCGAAAGAUUGGUUUCAGGUUCUGAUGACUUCACCAUGAUUCUUUGGGAUCAGUCUGUUAGCGAUCAACCUAAACAGCAUUUGUUCGGUCACCAGCAGCUUGUAAACCAAGUCUGCUUCUCACCUAAUGGCCAGUGGAUUGCCAGUGCGUCGUUUGAUAAAUCUGUCAGGAUAUGGGAUGGUAUCACUGGGGCCUUUAUUACAACUUUGCGAGGCCAUCUUGGACCUGUUUAUCAAAUCAGUUGGUCCCCUGACAGUAGAAUGCUUUUAAGUGGUAGCAAAGACUCUACUCUUAAGAUAUGGGAUAUUGGACUGAGACAGUUAAAGCAAGAUCUUCCUGGUCAUGCCGAUGAGGUUUAUGCAGUGGACUGGAGUCCAGAUGGUGAGAGAGUAGUCUCCGGUGGUAAAGAUAAAUCUCUGAAACUAUGGGUUGGUUGAAGAUAGAGCAGCUGGAGCUACCAGCGUUAGCUAUUAGUUUCACUUUCCACCGACUCUAUUUGAUGUUUGUUUCAGAACAUUUUGUUAUUAUCAUAGUUAAGUUAUAAUUUUAUAUUUAUUUACUAACAAGUAUAAUGUGGGUAGACAACUCUAAAGGCUACCCAUAUCAAACAUGAUAUAAC
Messenger RNA from Brassica napus (rape), 2363 nucleotides. RefSeq names its product notchless protein homolog. The coding region runs from base 760 to 2181 and encodes 473 amino acids. The record is from RefSeq and is a predicted model, not a curated record. The transcript has 8 exons. Gene Ontology annotation, cellular component: nucleolus. Gene Ontology annotation, biological process: ribosomal large subunit assembly. Lineage: Eukaryota; Viridiplantae; Streptophyta; Magnoliopsida; Brassicales; Brassicaceae. Gene Ontology annotation, molecular function: protein binding.